This is a messenger RNA of Triplophysa rosa, 1486 nucleotides long. RefSeq lists its product as uncharacterized. The coding region runs from base 420 to 1202 and encodes 260 amino acids. NCBI's taxonomy places the organism in Eukaryota, Metazoa, Chordata, Actinopteri, Cypriniformes, Nemacheilidae. The record is from RefSeq and is a predicted model, not a curated record. The transcript has 4 exons.
UACUUAUGCUGAAACUAUUAAUGUAAUUAACAAGAUAAUCGAUACUUUUCAGAAAAUAUCGAUACCUAAAUAGCAGCUUUUGAAUAUCGAUGUAUCGAUACUGCAGCAUCGAUGUGCACAUCCCUAGCAAGUAGGGGUAUUUAUUUGGACGCAGCCAGAGUCCUCCUGCUGAGCCGAAUAGUUCGACGCAUUCCGUUACUUUAGAGACUGAACUGCGCUUCUUUACCAUAAUAUAUGAAAGCGACUCGUCUCGUUCAUCAUCAGAGGAAACUUGAACAACUCACCAGUAUAUCAGAAUCACUUUAUCUGUCGUUAUUCUCUCGGUCAUUGUGUUUGUGAGCGCGCGCGGCUGUUCCUGACGAGUCAGAGCUUAAAUCACGGAACACUUGAACAACAUCAGUCACUGAUCAACACCUACAAUGAAAACAAUCUCUUUACUCCUUAUCAUCUCUUUAUCCGUCAACGUUUGUUGUGCAGGUGCUGUGACCCAGUUAUUGAUGGUGAGUGAUGGAUUUUCUGUCACUCUUCACACUAAUACUGUAAUACAGAGUAAUGAUGUGAUCGAGUGGAGACAUGAAGAUGAACUCAUAGCUAAAGUGGACAGAGGUUCAAUCUCAGUGUUUAACGGUUCUGAUGGGACAUUUAGUGACAGACUGAAGAUAAACAAUCAGACUGGAGAUCUCACCAUCAUAGACUUCACAUUUGGACUCAUUGGACUUUAUCAUCUACAGAUCACUGGAGAGAAAACUACAAGAAAAAUAUUCAGCAUUAUUGGUCGAGGUGGUUUUACAGAUGGACUGACGUCAUUCUCAGUAAUGGAGGGAGGAUCUGUCUUUCUGAACAUUGGUGCGACUGAUAUAAACAACUAUGUGAUCCGCUGGAGGUUUGAGAACUCUCCUCUAGCUGAAUUCAGUGGAAAGACUAAAAUCAUCUCAACACAUGAUGAGAGAUUCAGAGACCGACUGGAGAUGGAGGAUUGGUCUGGAUCUCUCACCAUCACACACAUCACAACUGAUCUUUCUGGACUUUAUGAAGUCAUUGUCGACAGCAAUAGUGGAACACACACCAUACACCGGUCAUUCACAGUCACUGUCAGUGAUGCGGAUCUGUCCUCAGAUGCGUCUUCAGCUGUUAAAGGAGGAACAUGUGUUGGUGUUCUGCUGGUUGUUGCUGCUGCUUGUGUGUGGUCACAGAUUCUCUAAAGCAAGAACAUAAGAAUCAUGGAGAGAGGGAGAAAACAUCAGCAUUUAGCGAACAUCGCCUUUGUCUUGACCCGGAGACAAUUUAACUUUUUAAAAAAUAAAAACGUUUUCACUUCUACAGUUUCAAAUGAGCAGUACGCCAAAACAACGGUGUAAACCAGGAGUAAUAAUCUUUCGGUGCUAUAUCCUUUAAUGUAAUGUAAAAAUGUAGCGAAAAAUACAAGUCAGUCUGAGCAUUUAAACACAAGUAAUAUCCCUGAAUAAACUCAAUCAUUUUUAUUCUA